Pedinophyceae sp. YPF-701 is the source of this 2268-nucleotide messenger RNA. Lineage: Eukaryota; Viridiplantae; Chlorophyta; Pedinophyceae. The record is from the annotation of a GenBank genome assembly.
AUGGCGCCGCAGCUGGCGGCCUCGCCGGCGCGCCCGGCGGCGGACGUGUACUGCUGCUCUCCGCGGGCCGCCCGGGAGCGCCCGUGCCUCACGCCGACCCAGGGCAGCACGGCAGCGCCGAAGAGAGGGAGCUUCCUGCGCCGCAUCGUGCAGGCGGGGCUCCCCGGGCGCAGCAAGUCGCACGCGGGGCGCAGGGACACCGCGGCGCAGUCCUCCGCGUGGGAGGUCGACGGCGACGCCGGGAGCGUCCCUGUCGGGCCGGAUGCAAGGCGCGACAGCGACCCUAGUAACAAGGUGGAGGGUGCGGGGACCCGGGCGGCGCCGCUCCCGGGAGAGCUGCACGUUGUGGGCUUUGGGCGGAGAGGAGCGGCCGCGCUGGCGUCGCUCGACGGCUGGGACCGGCUCGCCGGCGCCGCAACGUGGUACUUCGAUACGGAAUUGCCGAAUUCGUCGAUGACGAUGCCGCGAGACGCGGAGUUCGUGCAGGUGACGCCCGGCGCGGAGCCGCUCGUCGCCGACGCGGCCCUGGACGCGUUGACCGCGAAGCCGGCCCACCUGGCCCAGGACGACCAGCGCCGCGUCCGCAUGAUGCUGCCCUCCAAGUCCAACCCCUUCGGCGGCUUCCUUUUCCUCCUCGGCGCCGCAGGCCACAUCCCAGGGGGCAACGAGGUCUUCGUCCGCGUCGCGCACGCCGCGGUCGCGGCGGGCCGGACGGUCGUCGCCGCGCUGACGUCGCCGCUAGGGUUCGAGGGCAAACAACGCGCGGCCGCGGCGCAGGAGCUCGUCGCCGCGCUGCAGGACGCCGGCGUGCGCGUCGUCGUCGUCGAGCAGGAGGCGCUCGUGCGCGUGGGCGCGUCCGGCGACGCGGGCGCGGGGCUGACGGUGGCGGCCGCGUCGGCGAUCGCCGACACGGCGCUGAGCCAGGCGCUGCAGGUCGUCGUGCACGCGAGCCUCGCGGAGGACCUCAUGUCCGCGUCCCGCGGCGCCGUGAUGUGGACCGCGCGCCACGGCGGCGCGGCGUCCCGCGGGGUGCAGGUGCCGGGGUCGCUGGCGCGGGUGCUGCGCGGGGAGGGGGGGGUGUCCGCGAUCGGGAAGGGCGCGCUCGCGGCGCGCCCGGGCGCCGCGGCGGACCCCGCGGAGGAGGUCGCGCUGCUCGCGGCGGAGGCGGUGCGCGCUGCCGCGAGCGGGCCGUUUCUGGACGGGGUGUUGCCGCAGGCCACCGCGGUGGUGUGCGCGCUGUCGCUGCCGAGCGCGCACGAGCGCGCGUUCGAGGGGGGCGCGCUCGUCGUGCGGCCGCGCGCGGAGAUCGAGGAGCGCGGCGGGGCGCGGCGGUACGCGCAUGCCGCGACCAAGGCGGCCGGGAGGCUGCUUGCGGCGCUGGGGGCGCCGGGGAUGGAGGUGGUGGUGUGCGCGGAGGCGCGGACGUGGCAGGAGGAGUGCCGGGGGAACUUCGGGGACGGGACGGUGGAGGCAACGCUGCUCGUGACGGCGCCGCAGGGUGCCGCGGCGGCCGGCGCCCGGGGGGGCGGGCACGCCGGCAAGGCGAAGAAGAAGCCGCGGCGCAGGAACACGGCGGACAAGGCGCUCUGGGGCGCGAUGUCGGCGCUCGCGGGCGGCACGGCGCCCCCCGCGGAGCCUGCGACGCGCACCCCGGCUCCGGAACCCGCCCCGGCCGCCGAGCGACCCGCCGCAGCGCCCGCGCCGCCGCCGGCCGCGGAGCCCGCGAAGCGGAAGCCGCGCGGCGGGCCGUCGAAGCCGAGAGCGCGGCAGCCGGCGCGCGAGGCCCCCGCACAGCCGGCGACGCCGCGCACCCACGCCCCGCGGUCAGCGAAUCGGAGGCCCCGGGGGUACGAUUUCGUUCUGCGCAGCCGGGAACCGUCGCCGCCCGCUCCGCCGGCGCCGCCGGCGGUGCAGGAGGACGCGCCGGAGCUCCCUGCUGCUGCGCUGGACGACGUCGACAUCGAUCUCCUGUGGGACGAGGGGGCUAUCGAGAUCGUGGACCUGUCGGCGCGGUCCCCGGAGGAUUUCUGGAGCUUCGACGAGCCUGACACGGGCGGGGGCGACCUGCCGCCGCAGGCGGCGGCGUGGCGGGAGCAGAAGCGGCGCGAGCAGGAGGACCGACGCGCGGGGGUGCAGGCGGGCGUGCUGCGGGGCCUGCUGGGGCGCGGGAACGGCGGCGCGCGGCAGCAGAGCUUGAAGGACCGGGUGCGUGGCGCGCUGGACGGGGACCGCGAAAAGCGCGCGGGCGGCGAGGCAAACACCAACUGA